AGGGCAGAGCUCUUGGUGGAUGAUAGGGAAUGCCCGAUAGUCGCGUCUGCCGAUAAUAGCACAUCAGCCAGAGCGCUGCUACUGGGGCAGCAGAGCACAGGCAGCGCGGAGGACUGAGCCGCUGAGCGCACAAUGGUUCACCAGGCAGGGAGCGAGAAGGCAGAGCGCAUCCGCACAUGUACAGGAGAGGAGGACUGAGCCGGAGCAGGGCAGCAGGGAGAGGAGCAGGAGGAGGAGAAAAGUUACCCGGUCAGCAGCUGAGACUCACUCGGGUCUCAGUCCCAGUGGAGCAGCCAAGCACAUCAAUGAGCAGAGCAGGAGGAGAGUGAUAUUACAGCAGUAAGAGCUGCAACUUCUCAGAAUCCAGCCUGUCACAAGGCAAACAGGAGCCGCUGCACUGCUUACUCCAGGAUUAUCACAGGAAGGCAGAGGACCCUUGCUGUGAAUCUGCCCCCAAAGUGCCUCUGCUGCUCCAUCCAACUCACUUCUGCAGGAGACCACAGGAAGGUGGAUGUAGUUGGGUGCCUUUGUCUUUUUUAAUUUUCUUCUAAACUGUGAAGCAGUGGAGAUUUGAAGGGCAAGUAGUUCUGUCUUAUCUCUGGGACUAUGUUAGACUGUGCAUCAGCAGCAGCAGGCGCUCUAGAGCAUGGAGAAGUCCAGCAGUGAGGAGUCAGCCAUUCACCGUAGUCCGUCAGUUGACAGCCGGGAUUCUGAUUUUCCUCAAGCCUCCACGUCUGGCCGGCCGUUCGGCGGCCGCGGCUUCACUGCCGGCGCUUUCUACGGCUCCACAGGGCCGCGCAAAAACACACAGCAGGGGCCGGCCGGAGCGGCGGCCGGAGCGGCAGCCGACACCGGCGCCGCGGACAAGACCAACAAGUACAGCUCACCCAAAGGCAGCAAAUACGUGGUCUUUUACCUGGACCUAUCCUUUGUGUUCCUUCUAGAGUUCAAGAAGUGCAACAUGGCGAGAGGCUGCUUGUGCUGCUUGAAGUAUCUGAUGUUCAUCUUCAACCUCAUCUUCUGGUUGUGUGGCUGUGGGCUGCUUGGCGUGGGCAUCUGGCUCUCUGUGUCACAGGGCAGCUUCGCCACCUUCUCACCUUCAUUCCCGUCUCUGUCGGCUGCCAACAUGGUCAUUGCCGUUGGCGCAAUCGUCAUGGUGACGGGCUUUCUUGGUUGCCUGGGUGCCAUUAAGGAGAACAAGUGCCUGCUUUUAAGCUUCUUCAUCGUACUGCUGAUCAUUCUUCUGGCAGAGCUGAUCAUCCUCACCCUCUUCUUUGUGUACUCUGAUAAGGUGAGCGAGAACGCUAAGCAGGACCUGAAGGAUGGGCUGGCUCUUUACAACUCGGACAACAACAUAGGCCUUCGAAAUGCAUGGAACAUCAUCCAGGCGGAGUGGAAGUGCUGCGGUGUCGUAGCGUACACGGACUGGCACGAGGCCCUGAAGGAGAAGGUGGUUCCUGACCGCUGCUGCCAGGAGCAUUACCAAAACUGUGGCCGCAACUCCACCAACAUGUUCUGGAGCCGGGGCUGUUUUGAGAAGGUGGAGGAAUGGCUGGGUGAAAACAAGCAUCUGCUGGGAACCAUAGGCAUGGUCAUCUUGGUAGUGCAGCUGUUGGGCAUGGCGUUCUCCAUGACGCUCUUCCAUCACAUCCACAGAACAGGGAAGAAGUACGACGCCUAACCUGGGCGGAGGAGCCCCACUGCCUGCUGGGAAGAGACUCUGAAUCCAACAUCCAUGCUCUCCGUCUCACUUCACCACUUGUGUAAAGCAUCCUGUGCUCCUUCCUGGCCUGUACAGAUUCCAGCUGUGUUCCUGCACCGUUCCUUCUCUCUCCUCCUCUCAUUCAUUUUGCCAAAGAGUAACACAACUGGAGCUGAAGGGACACCUACUUUUGGCACGCAAGAGAAUAACAUUGGUUCAGAAUGAAAUAUACUUUGUUUUUUCUCAUCUUCUUGGUCAUUUUUCUUGGACUAACAAUUUGCUGGAAGGAAAGUUGGAUUUUGAGACAAUGAAGACUGAACUGAAGCCCAUACAGCAUCUCCAAGGUGAAGAAAACCCAUGAAAUAGAAACUGAGACUUUUCUCCUUUCUGGAGGUUUUUUCAUGUUGAUCAACACAAAGCUCCCCGUUUUCCCUUGUAAAUGGAUGAAGACCCAAUAAGGCAUGCUAGUUUUUUACUUCUCUGAAACUUUAGUUUUAAACUUGUCAGAUUUGUUUUUUAUUCAAACGCUCCUGCAGAGUGUUGGUAGAUGCGCUGCGUGUCGGCUCGGGUUUGACGUGAAGGGGCACAGACAUGUCUGAGUGGUUUUUGUUGUAAUCCAUUAUCUUUUUUUUUUUUUUUUUUACUGUGCUGGAGAGAUUAGGGUAAAGGGAAAGUGUUGGAAGAACAUCAUGUGAGCGCGAGGAAUUAUCAGUGGAUUUAUUUGCCAUCAAAUUCUGCAAAAUCCGCUUGGUAAUAAACUUUAAUUCAUAAAUCUGUCCUUGAACACGCAUUGCUGUGUUCAAAUUCCCCUGUGAGGCAACAUUCACAGUGCUAAGCUGUUAGCGCGCCACGAAGGGAUCCGGGUGAUAAAGUCUUUUUUUUUUGUUUGUGUGUUUAUCUCUGUGUCUGUUUGAUCACUCACAGGAGGUAAAACCUAGAAUCAGAGAGGAAAGGCUAACGGCAGACAUGUUUUCUCCCUGCUGCAGCCAUCAGUUGUGCUGGCAGGAGGAGGCCAGCAGCUUCUCCUCCAGCUCUCAUUCCUUCAAUCAGCCUCAACUCGACCCUGCCUCCAUUUUUUUCUGUUUACACCCCGAUUCUCUUCCCACAUUUCAGGAAGCAGUGAGUUUGACACUCCUGCUCAUUACUCAGUCACACCUCUGGUUUGCAACUUCACAUAUUUCAUGUAAGCUUACUUUUCAUGCAGCCUAAAGAGGAAUUGGUGGGGGGGGAGUAAGGGGGCUGGGAUCAAAGCCAAGGCGGAUAGAUAUAGCAACACAAACCCUGUAGGACACGUCUGUUUACGCACUGAUGCACCGCAGGAAGCCUGGGCCUCAGUCUGACUCCUGCAGACCAAAAAUACUCUUCAUCUGCUGGUGGCUUGGAGAGAAUGCCCCCCAGUUUAUCUCAGGAGGUAUAAAGAGGUGUGAAGAGCUACCUUUAUUGGAUGGGGAUCGGUUUAGCUGCGGCUGUCAGGCUUAGGUUAUUCAGUUUUCGUGACGUCUCCGGGGUAAAUUGUUUUGACAUCUACAACGAAGGAAAAGAAUCAGCAAAUUAAGAGACAAGUUGCAGAAAGAAAAAACCUGAGAGAUUUCUGGCUUUAUUUACAGCGAGGAUGUUCGGUUUACAGAGAACGAAGCUACGCUGCAGCGUGUCCGCACAAAGUGAAACAGGCCAGCUUUAAUCAGAGAGACGGUUGAUUAGCUGCAAACUGGAGCAGAUCUGACUGCAGAUUAAACACAAAUGAUGAGAUAUGAGCAGUAAGAAGUGAAAAAAGAGCAUGUGUCCUUUUAACCCCGGUGUCCCUUUAGGUUGUGUUUUCUUAAAGAAUGUCAUUAAAAUAUUAUAUGCAAAAUAUUUUUCACACAUCAACUAAUACUCACUAAUUAGUUUUAUUUAUUUUUUUUUAUUCUAGUGAAUUUUAGCGAUUAAAGUCUGUAUUGGAAUCAAAUUACAUGAUUCAAAAACUCAGAAGGGACACAGAUUACUUUAUUUCACUUAAAAUUCAUUACCUGGAGAGACAUGAAAAUUCAAAUUCAGCUGAAAUGCAUCACCUGGCCAAUAUUUACACAGUAACUGGAAAAGUUCUGCAAAACUAAAAUAAAACAGAGGAAAUGUUGAUUUUUCAGGCUCACUCCUUCUCUGCUUUUCCAGCCUCUGUCUUUGUGGUUUUCUGCUGCUGCAGCACUUUUAUUAUUAUUUUUUUGUGACACAUCAUUGUGUAUGAUUAUAGUUAGAGGCUUUGUUUGUUUAGAAAGCUACCCAGCGGUAUUGUUCGCAGCGAACGCUAGCUAGGCAGAAUGAGGUCGAGACGGCGCCGUCGCCUGAUUGGUGGCUUUCUGUUUCCGUUUAAUUCACUGAAAUUACUCAGCUAAAGCCGCAGCAUCCAGUGCAUAAAGGCACUGGACACCUGAAGGGCAUCCCACUGAAUAAAUCACAUUUCUAACCUCCCUCACAAGCCUGGUUUCCACCCGUCCAACACUCUGGAAGCAGAGCUGCUGCAUUCACAGCCUGAACUUCCAAAGCUGCUACACAAAGUAUUAAAGUGACUGUAAUUCAAAUUUAGUUAAAAUUCUUGCAGUUUGCGUCACUUGAAGCUUGAACUCUACAGAAGAGGAUUAGAGCCACGGGGAAAAAAAGAAAACUUAUUUUAAUCUCAGCAUUAUGACUUUAUUAAAGUCAGAAUUCUGAGAAAAAAUUCAGAAUUUUUUCAGUGGUCGUAUUUCUCUUCAGUAGAACUCUGCAUAUUUGUGCAACAUGUGUUUUAAUUGAUCUUCUGGCCGGAGGGCAGCUGGGGUUCCCGGUUUGUUCUGCAGAUUUGGAGCGCUCUGUGCAGCCUGAGAUAUUCUGCGCCUCUUCUUGUCGUGUCCAUGGGGUUAACAUGACAGCUGCUGUUGUACACUGCAUGCACGACUGGUUGCUCCUCUCUUAGCCCCCACAGCUUGGCUGCCUCCACAAACUCCACACGACUGUUUUCUCCCUUAUUUACCGCCUGGCUCUGCAGACGCCUGGCUCCACACGGAGACGCUGCAGAGAAGCAGCUCAGCUCUGUGGAAAGCAGCAGCAGAGGGAAACGUUCUGCACUGAGGAGGGUUACAGCUACAGGAGGAAUCAGUGUUACUGUCGCAGCUACAGUGAGGCUGCACUGUACAACUCACAAAAAAUCUAGGUGAAUAUUUCACUGUACUCACGUUAAAUAGAGAACACAAGGAAGCAGGAUGCAGAGGAUAAAAAUUCUCCAGAUGUGACGUUCAAAGCCUGCAGACUCUGUAACGCUUCGCCGCUGAGUCAUGCGAAUACAGAGACUCUGAGUGUGAACUCUGCUUCAACUCUGCCACUGUCGCUUAGUUUGGGCUCAUCGCUGCGUUUUUUUAGAACGUAGGGACAAAUGACAUUUUAACAAAAGCUGUCCGGUGAUGUUAUUUUUGUAUGUUGGUUGUUGCUGUUUAAUGUUUGUUUUCUACUGUUUUUGUUGGCUUUUUGUUUCUGUUUGUGACAGACGCUCCACUGACUCUCAUUGUACACAGAUGACACCUUUAAUUCAUUUUUUCCACAGGGGAUUAGUCUUGGCAGCGCUUCUCUACAAGGUGCAAAAAUGCCUUUUUUUGUCUUAAUACUGGAACAAGCACAUCGAUUCAGAAUGAAUGGAGGGAAAAUUUAGCAAACACACUCCACUGCCAGCAGUAUUCUCUGGUCUACCUUCGUCUGAGAGAUGUAGAGUUUAUAUAAAUUUAUAUAUGAUGGCAGCCCACAGUUUGCAGCCGUGGAAAUUGUUGGCCGUUCUCCCGACUUUUUCUCGCCAGUCUGAACAGCUCACUUUGGUUUCACCGUCCUAAAAAAUCAGUUUUGUUCCACAUCCAUAUGUGUAACAUAUCUGUUUGUUUUCAAAUCUUCUACACCUUGUGUCAAACUGAAGGUGCAGGGGCCAAAAGAGGGCCGCAUGAAUAGGACCUUAAAGAUAAGAUGUGUGCUUAAAUAUUAUUUUAUUAGUCAAAGUAAAGCAGUUUUAUCUCAGUUUUUAUUAACACAGCCAAAUUACACCAACGUGAAAAUUUCAAAAGUUUGUUAUUGGGUUUUAUCAAUACAUCUUGACUCAACUUGUAUCUUAUCCAAACUGAAAAAAUGAUUUUCACAUCGUUGGUCUGAAUUUUCAUGUUUAUUCCGACUUUUACCUGAAACCUGCGUCAUAGUUCUGCACCAGGAGAAGUCGUAAACAAAGGCUGAAAAUUGUAGUUAUAAAAUUAUGAAAGAAGUGUGUGUGUGUCAGUGAAGUGUAACAAAUCCCAUUCCCACCAGUUCUGGUCUGACUCUACAUCCAAACAGAACCGGGUCAGAAGCUGUAGUCGUGGGCUAAAUUCUUCCUUUUCCUCAUCUUAUGAUUUUGAGUCAGUGACAUUAAAAUGGGUCCAUUAUAAACGCAGCGCUGCUGCUGUCACCUCUACGUUCUGCUGUGCAUGUGAGUCGCUUUGAUGUUAAAAACUGUUCAUACAGAAAUAUGAUCUAAUCAGCAGAAUCAAUGACCACGCAAAAAAUUAACAAAAUCGUAAUUGAGCAUUGAAACUUGCUGUGAUUUUACACAGCCUACUACUUGGUGGCUGUAACUCCCAGCUGUUUCCACUUUGCUUUGCUACCACUAACAGCUGAUGUGGAAUAUUAAUUUUUCACAGAUGCUUCUAGAAACAGUCUACCUUCCCAAAUGCUGGAUUUGAUGCUCCUGUUGCAGCUGAAUCCAACGAUUCGGACGACUGAGCGAAUACUUUUGGUCAUGUAGUUAAUGACUGGAGACGCGCCGCUGGCAGAUUCCACUUCUAGUUUUAAAUAAAUGAGGAUGUGCAGUUUAACUGCUCAUGUCUCUCUAAUGUACCAGCCCCACCUGUAUAUACAGAAAUAUAUUCUCAUCUUACAACUGAUGCAAGUCAGUGUUAGCUUCAACACAAAUAAUGAAUAUAUUUACACUGACAGCUCAAUUUUCUAACAAACUAUGUGCUUUCAUGCCUACUUAGACAUAUCUUCUUGUACUGUACGUGUCUGUUUUCCUUGUUUGCUGUUCUUCCUUCACUUGCAGUGUAAAUUUUAUGUAAAUUUAUGUUUUUAUCAGUAAGCUUUUCGUGUCUCGUUUGACUGGAUUUUGGUCUUGUAGUAAAAACAUAUUUUUUCAUUUCAGAAGAAGCAUAAAAUAUUAUUUCUCAUCCCUCAGUAAGUCACAGAGAUGCUGAGGACUAAAUGCAUCGCAGCGAUCCGGGUUUUGCGUAGCUCUGAGGGACUUGGAGAAGUUUCUUUUUAUUUGAAUCACUUACAUUUUUUUUACCUCCUUUCGGCGUAUUAUUUUGUGUAAUCUGCUCUGAAUCCGUCUCCUGAGCUGAAGCCGAAUCUUUGAGCGGUGGAAAUGAUGCUCUACUGCAGAAACGGCGUGUUUGAUGUUGUGCUCUGCGGCGGCGUCUGAUGCCUGCCAACAUCGUCCUGUGACUUCCUGCCACAAAGCCACUCUAUCCGAGGUGGUGCACUUACCUGCUCUUUUCUCUCCAAAUCAACUAUUUUUUAAAUAAAGGAAAGUGUGUCACUAAACCCCAAGAUAGCGCACAGUCAUUGCCUUUCAUGUUUAAUGACUCAUUGCUUCUGAUUUAUUCUCAUUUAUGUGAUGCUGUCAAUUAUAUAGGCCACAUUUAAACACUGAUUCAGGUUUUAUGGAGAGGGGAGAGUGAGAGGAAUUUGCCUGUCCAGAUCUCAUGAAGUGUUGAAUGAAAGAGAGGCAUCCCUGCCUCAGAGCUGCUUCUUCCUGGUAACCCUGCAGUUCUCCUGAAGACGAGCUAACAGCAGCCGGCAGGUUGAGCUCUGAGGCUCUUUAUAGAGAACAAAUGGAGAUGAUGAAAGUCCAAACUAUACUGGCAAUUUGUCUCACACUUUAACAGGAUGGAAUGAGCGGCAGCAUGUUUUCCACAGAUCUCCUUUUUAACCUAACGUCAUCAGAAGUGUGUGUGUGUGUGUGUGUGUGUGUGUGUGUGUGUGUGUGUCUGCGUGUUGGAGAGAGUAAAAGAGAGAAUGCAUGUUUUGUGCCAUUCCACCCUCAGGUUUGUUUUGUCGUUUUAGAUCGCUGUUGUUUCUAUGCAAAACUCUGACCUAUUUUAGCCUUUGUACAGAUUAUUUUGUAUGAGUAACAUGUAUUGAAAUAAAGUGAAAGUAAUCUAGA
Poecilia reticulata (guppy) is the source of this 7886-nucleotide messenger RNA. RefSeq names its product tetraspanin 9a (gene tspan9a). Gene Ontology annotation, cellular component: plasma membrane. The record is from RefSeq and is a predicted model, not a curated record. Lineage: Eukaryota; Metazoa; Chordata; Actinopteri; Cyprinodontiformes; Poeciliidae.